This is a messenger RNA of Oreochromis niloticus (Nile tilapia), 2125 nucleotides long. It is a transcript of the gene snx10a, whose product is annotated as sorting nexin 10a. Gene Ontology annotation, biological process: cilium assembly; intracellular protein transport; vesicle organization. The coding region runs from base 337 to 981 and encodes 214 amino acids. The transcript has 7 exons. Gene Ontology annotation, cellular component: endosome. The record is from RefSeq and is a predicted model, not a curated record. NCBI's taxonomy places the organism in Eukaryota, Metazoa, Chordata, Actinopteri, Cichliformes, Cichlidae. Gene Ontology annotation, molecular function: phosphatidylinositol phosphate binding.
AGAAAGCGUCGCUUAACAUAUUACUCUCAUCUGAGUUUCUUGAUCAUUUUCUCUCCGCCUGAUUUAGACGAAUGAUUUAAAAACAAUGCAUUUUAACAUUACUUUUUAUAUGUUGCUUGUUAUGGUAUACUUUCUAACUACGUGGCCUGAUCGAGUCAGGAAAGGAGGUCGUGCUUAGCAGUGAGAAAUUAGUAGCCUAUUAGUAGCAGCAGUGUUGGUAUUAGUUCAGUCCAGGAGGGGCUAAGCUUCAAGCCAGGUCAGUGAGCUGGUCCUGGUUGUUCACAUUAUCGUAUAAUUUCACUCGAGGUGAAGAAGGGAGAGGUUUUUGUAUCAAUAAUGGACACUAUUCUGGAUAAUUUUUCAAAUACUGAAUUUAUUAGAGUUUGCGUUCAGGAUCCAAGGCUUCAUAAAGAUGACCGCUGGCACACCCAUGUUGACUACGAGAUCUGUUUACAUACUAAUAGCAUGUGUUUUCGAAAAAAGACCUCCUCUGUGAGACGGCGCUACAGUGAGUUUGUUUGGUUGCGUCACUGCCUGGAACAGAACGCUUUCAUAAUAGACUUGCCUAAAUUGCCACCCUGGAACCCUUUCUUCAGUCUGAAGAACACAGAACAAGUCAUCCAGAGGAUCAAGGGUCUGCAGAAGUUUUUAGAAAUUGUUCUUCAUACACCCUUGUUGUUAUCUGACAGUCGGCUCCAUCUGUUCCUCCAGUCAGACCUUAGCAUUACAAAGAUUGCAAAGUGUGCUGUUGGUAAGACCAGGUACACGGUAGCUGAAGCCAUUCAGCGUUCAAGAACUGGUUGUAUCAGAUCAGAAGAAAAGGUUUCAUGUGACUCUGACUGUGAAAGCACUUCAUCGUCAGGCUUGGGACUAAGUGUUGACACUUCUGAGCGAGGUAGCCCCAUCUUCUUUCAGUCUGAUGGAGAACCAGAACCUUUUUGUUCUUUUUCUGAGACUACCAGCCCACUUACUGAGUACUAAUGUAAAGACAUGACACUGUACUCUUCAUCUUUUUCUUGUGGAUGUAUAGGUCAUCUUUGCAUUAAUGUGUCUAACACGUCAUUGAACUCUUGCUAUUGUUAACCUUUUUUUUUUUUUUCUUUUUUUUUCUUUUAAACUUCUGUUAACAUCAGUGUGACCCUUUUGAAAACGUUUUAAUAACUUGCCUCGUCUCCUCUGCAAUUGGUACCAUUUAAGUAUCAUGUACUUAAAAAAAAAAAGAAAUCAUGUUUUAAAAAAAAAAAGUGUAAAAACUGACAUUCUUAUUUCCAAUGUGUACUUUUUUUAAUCACUGCACUAAAAUGUACUAAGGUUGGCAAGAGUUGUUUUGCAUUGUAGACUUUUUUUAAAGGAAAAUAUUUGAGAAUACUUUUUAUAAGUUGUCAAUGCAUAAAUAAAUGGCCUCUUUUUUUUGAAGAAAAACUCAGAUCUUCCAUACUGUACUUUAUCUCUUUUAAUUUGUAGAAAACCUGAAGUUCCUGCUCCUGUAUACUUUGUAUAUAUUUGUUUUGUGACCUGUCACUUGUCCCAGUGUUCAGUACAAUAGUCUGUACUGUUUGAACAGUCCAGUAGAGGGAGUGUAGACAUCACACCACCCAGAGCUUGAGUAAAUAGUGGUGUGAGAGGAAGGAACACACGUCUGACUUAAAUGUGCCGAUCAUAUCAAUUGUGUGCAUGGUAUGAAAUACUGUUAUUUUGGGUACAAACUAUAGCAUUUCUACUCGUAUAGCUUAUAAGUUGCACACAGCCUUAAAGCUUUUUAUUUUUUUUCUCUUGUUUGACAUUUUCCAGAUAAGGACAUCUAGUUGCACUGGCUAAAUUUUAAUGUUUACCUGCUAUACACUGUUACACAGCUGUGCCUCCCAGGACAGGAAAACUGGGUUAUUAAACCUUAGCCAACUUUGUGUACACUUGUUAAGAACUCCCUAAAUCUCAGAAAGUUUUCAUAAUGUUUAUUUCCACCAUUUAUCAAAACUGUAGCCAGAUGAUUGCAAAUGAAUAUACAUGUUAAAUCUAAAGUAUUAUCAGUGCUGGGCAUGAAGCGGCUCAGAGUUUGUCACGUUUCAACCUUGUGUCACAGUGUUCCCAGGUGAGGUUGUCUAAUUAAAGGUCGAUGGCAAAUUAA